GUUUUUCUCUCAUUUUCUUUUUCUGGUACAAUCAUUUUUAUCGGAUUUAAUUGUUUGGUUUCCAUGUGAGCCGAUUUCACUCUCUCACACUCACUCUUUUUCCAUUUUAAUAUAAAUAUAAAUCUAAAUGGAAGAUGAUAAACAGUUAGAAAAAGAUAUUUCUCCUACUCGGUUAUCAUUUAGAAAUUGGUUUCUACUUUCAACUGGUAUCCUCAUCGCUGCAAUUUUAAUUCCUUUGUUGUUUAAAAGUGACAAUUAUUUCUCAUCAUCAACUAAUCGUUUAAACAGUGAAAUGGUGAGCAUACGUUUAAUUAAUAAAUCACUUUUGUGGCCAUCGAUCACAAUUGGCCUUCUGUCAACCCAACGAGUUUUUGCUUCAUCAAUGAGCGGUGAAAAUGCUUGGAAAAACGCAAAUUCAUUCUAUGAAUUUUCCGCCACAGACCUCGAUGGUAAAGACGUUUCAAUGGACAAAUACAAGGGUGACGUGGUAAUUGUAGUAAAUGUCGCUACUUACUGUGGCUUAACCCGAGCUAAUUAUGCUCAACUCAAUGAGAUCUACAAUGAAUACAAGGAUAAAGGUCUAAAAAUAGCUGGAUUUCCUUGUAAUCAAUUCGGUAAUCAAGAACCAGGAUGCUCUGUGGACAUCAAAGACUUCGUAGCCAAGAACAAGGUCGAAUGGGAUGUUUACGAUAAGAUCGAUGUCAAUGGCAAAGAUGCUCAUCCUUUAUGGAAAUGGUUACAGCAUAAGAAAGGAGGAUUCCUUACGGACGGAAUCAAAUGGAAUUUCACCAAAUUCUUAGUCGAUCGUAAAGGAGUUCCAGUUAAGCGAUUUGCACCCACCGAUGAGCCGAAGACAUUCAUCAAAGAUAUUCAAGCUGAAUUGGCUAAGCAAUAAUCUUGAAUUUUUUUCUGGAAAACUAUUUUCGAUUACAGCUAUUGUUGUAUUAAAUCAUAUCCCUCGAACACUUUACAAUUAAUAAUAUCCCUUAUUGUGAAACAAUAUGGAAACAUUACAAACUGGAAGGGAAAUCAACGGAAUUUGCUCCGUUGACAAUGAACUGAAUUUAGAAUGACCAAAAUGAAUUUUGAAAAGAGAAAUUUCCAAAUUGUAAUCAUCAACUAAAAUCUCGGCCACAAUUGAAUCAUAUUAAAUUGCACCUUAAAAACAUGUA
Molecule: messenger RNA, 1172 nt
Organism: Panonychus citri (citrus red mite)
Lineage: Eukaryota; Metazoa; Arthropoda; Arachnida; Trombidiformes; Tetranychidae
Product: glutathione peroxidase 1-like
Exons: 4
Coding region: 128-895 (255 amino acids)
Biological process (GO): response to oxidative stress
Molecular function (GO): glutathione peroxidase activity
Source: RefSeq, a predicted model, not a curated record